AUGACUAAUGAAAGCAGGUUGGCUUUUGGGUUUGGUUUCCAUCCCGGAACCAAUGAGUAUAAGGUGGUCAGAAUAGUGGAACAAGAACAGCCUACGAGUUUGGAACAACGAAUUGAGGUGUUCACUCUUGGCAAACCCAUGUGGAUGAUCAACAGAAAGAACCCGUUCUUGCUUCGGAUGCAACCCUAUGCAGCUUCGUUUAAUGGAGCACUACACUGGUUAGGCCAAGAUAAGCAAAAUGGUUCAACAAUUAUAGUUUCAUUCGAUUUGGAGUCCGAAAAUUUUCAACAGAUUCCAACUCCAGAUAAUUGUAAAUCUAGACUGGAUAGGAAAGAUUGGCGCGUUGUAGUUCUAGGAGGGUGUCUCUGUAUGGUUGAUUAUAAUGACCACAAAAGGGCUGACAUAUGGUCAAUGAAGAUUUAUGGUGUAAAGGAGUCUUGGAUUAAAGAAUACACCGUGAUGCCUUUUGAACGUUUGAUAGGACCAAGUCGACCUCUAUGUGUACUGCCAAAUCGCAACAUUUUGAUCGAGUUGCAAUAUCUCCCAGAGAGUUUGUAUGCUUAUAGUGUAGAUUUGAUGACAAUCUACAAGAUAAGAGUUCGUGACCUCCCCCCUCGCCAUUCAUGCCGAGUAGUUUCUGUUGUUGAUGAUACUCUUUGA
Quercus robur (English oak) is the source of this 660-nucleotide messenger RNA. RefSeq names its product F-box protein At3g07870-like. The record is from RefSeq and is a predicted model, not a curated record. The transcript has a single exon. The coding region runs from base 1 to 660 and encodes 219 amino acids. NCBI's taxonomy places the organism in Eukaryota, Viridiplantae, Streptophyta, Magnoliopsida, Fagales, Fagaceae.